CUUUUUUGGCCUUUUUUCUGGCCAAGCAGUCAGUAGCAGAGUUGACAGGGUCUCAGAGGAGCCUGAGUGUUGAAAUAGCUGAUCUCCGUGCUGCAGCAGCCAACAUGAGCAGUAUCAAUGAAGCUCUUGCAGUGGAGAAAGUGCAGCUGAACAACCUUGUGCUGCAGCUGGAGCAAGAGAAUGAGGUUGUGUCAGAGAAAGUGGCCGAGCUGGAGAGAGCAAGAGUCUGUGAGCAGGAGCAGCUGAGCUGGUGUGAAAGAACCAAGGCAGAGCUCUGUGCAGAGAAAGCCCAGCUGGAGCAGCUGCUGCAGGAAGCAGAGGAGCAGCAGGAGGGGCUGCGGGUGCAGCUGAGGAGACUGGCAGAGGAGAAGGAAGAAACCCAAGAGCAGCUCAGUGAGGUGUCCCGGCAGCAAGAGUCGGCCAGCACUGGUCUGGAGCAGUUGCGCCAGGAGUCCUCUCGCCAAGGGCUCGCACUGGCCAAGGUGUGUGAAGAGAAGGAGGUGCUGGUGCAGGAGAAGGCUGCCCUGGAGCUGCGCCUGGCAGCCGUGGAGCGGGACAGACAAGGCCUUUCCGAGCAGCUGGCAGAGGCCAGGCCGGUGAAGGAGACCCUGGAGCGCAGCCUGUUUGAGGCUCAGCAGCGCGUAUCUCAGCUGGAGUUCGCCCGGAGUCAGCUGGAGAUGCGACUUCACAUCGUCACUCAGGCCAAGGAGGUGAUACAAGGGGAAGUGAAGUGUCUUCAACGUGAGCUGGAAGCAGAGAGAUCUCUCCUGAGGCAGGAACGGGAGAACGCGGCACAACAGCUCUUGCGGAGAGAACAGCAGCAUGACGAUACCCUCAGACUUCGGCAGAGCGAUCAUGAAGCAGAAAUACAGAGGCUUCUGCAAGACCUGGCACGCGCGCGGGAAGGGCACCAGUCAGAGCUGCAGGAGCUGCUGGAGCGAUGGCAACAGGAGAAGGCAGAGACAGAGAGGGAGCACGAGAAGCAGCUGUUGCACAUGGAGCAGAAAGUUGCUGCCGUGCAAGCUCAACAACAAGAGGAACAAACCAGACGUGAAAAUGCUGAGCGAGAGGUAAAGGCUGAGAAGGGAGAAUUGUGUGUUUUUGCGAGGCUGGAGCUGUGGGAGAUGGCUGGGGCUGGGGCUGUGUGGAGCAUCCCUACGUGUUUCCUGCACUGAAUUUGGGAGGUGAAA
Columba livia (rock pigeon) is the source of this 1190-nucleotide messenger RNA. Its product is annotated as centrosome-associated protein CEP250-like. The record is from RefSeq and is a predicted model, not a curated record. Lineage: Eukaryota; Metazoa; Chordata; Aves; Columbiformes; Columbidae. Gene Ontology annotation, biological process: cilium assembly. The transcript is spliced from 6 exons. Gene Ontology annotation, cellular component: centriole; centrosome. Bases 105 to 1175 code for a protein of 356 amino acids.